GCCGAGGGAGCGGGGCGGAGGCCGCGGCAGCGCCAGGUGUCAUGGCCGCCUCGGCCCAGCACCCUGCCGCGGCCUCCCUCACGGGCUCCAGUACCGUGUCUGAGUGGCGAACUGUGUCUUAUUUGCCUUCCAGCACCACCCAGUCGGCCAUUUCCACGGCUGAAGCUGACGACUCUUUGACCUCUAGUAUGUUUUCCCAGGUCACUCCCUGUUCAGGCCAGGGACCCGCCACCGCGUCUAACACCGGCCUCCCGGGCUCGCUCGCUUUGGACCAGACCAGCGGGGUCUCCAGUUCAGACAGUGGCUCCAGCAGCCCGGAGCGGGAUGACCCCGACAACCUCGGCGUAACAGCCACUGAGAUUGAGCCUCCUCCAUGCAGUAGCACCCUCAAAAGAGUAUCACUAUCGGUGGAAGAAGCCAUCCGGUCCCCUUCGCCCAGCGUCGGAGAAUCAGAAUCAGAUUCAGAAGGGGCGACAUCUCCUGAGCCCAGUAGCACUUCUGAAGUAUCUAUACGCGGGGGCGCCCUGCGCGCAUCGCUCGGCUUCAUCGAGGACUCAGGGUCAAUGCCUACGGUACCGCAUAACAGCCCCCAGGGGUCGUCAGAAGAAUCCCUGUCAUCCGUAGUGAUCCACACCCCAAAAGUAACUGCACCAAGACCUAUCCCGUACCAGGGCCCUUUCCUAGAGUCGAUUCAGGGGUCCCCCUCGCAAACAACAAUCGGCAGUGAAGGGAGUUCGGUGCAAGAGGACACCAACUCCUCCAACUUCUCGCUAGAGGCCGAGCAGGGGUCGCCCCCGUCCUCGCUCAGCUCGGCCAGGAGCUCAACACAAGAACGGCUCAUGUCCAUUACCUCCUCGCAAGCGGCCAAUCAGGGGUCCCACCCGUCCUCAGUGCUCAGCACCCCACGUAGUUGGUCACAAGAAAAUGUCACGAUGCAUGGCUCUUCCAGAGGGUUGGCCUCGGAGUCCCGCCCCCUUCGGCAUUCUGGACCGCAGUCUUUUCCUGUGGACUCCUCCCAACUGUUGGCAAGAAUGUCCGCCCAGCGCGUGCUGCCCAGUGUCAGUCGAAUGCCAAUGGAAGCAUCAGACCCGCCCCGGGACUCCCGCGGGGUGUCAGUACAAGUAUCCGCUCCGCCCUCAGGGCGGGACGCUGCUUGGCAAUCCCUGGAUGAACUGGCUCCACCCCCGGGCUCCGAGGAAGAGUGGGUAGAAGAGAGCUCCGCACCCUGGGCCACCCUCAGCCUCUCUCCCUGGGAGACUGUCACCCAGAGCAUGGCGAGUCGGGAGAGGGCGAGUGUCUCCGGCCACCUGUUCGACGUAGUCGUGAUUGGAGGUGGCAUCUCAGGAUUGUCUGCUGCUAAACUGUUAGCUGAACAUGAAGUUGAUGUUUUGGUUUUAGAAGCCCGGGACAGAGUUGGAGGUAGAACCUACACUAUAAGAAAUAAACAUGUUGAUUACGUAGAUGUUGGCGGGGCUUAUGUGGGACCCACCCAGAACAGGAUCCUGAGGUUGUCUAAGGAGCUGGGCUUAAAAACUUACAAAGUGAACGUGAACGAAUGUGUUGUACAAUAUGUCAAGGGGAAAACUUACCCAUUCCGCGGUGCCUUCCCUCCAGUCUGGAACCCCAUUGCAUAUCUGGAUUACAACAAUCUGUGGCGGACAAUGGAUAACAUGGGAAAGGAGAUUCCAGCGGAUGCACCAUGGGAUGCCCCACAUGCCGAAGAAUGGGACAGAAUUACGAUGAAAGAACUCAUUGAUAAAAUCUGCUGGACACAGACAGCUAGGCGGUUUGCAUCUCUCUUUGUGAACAUCAAUGUGACCUCUGAGCCUCACGAGGUGUCUGCCCUGUGGUUCUUGUGGUAUGUGAAGCAGUGUGGUGGCACUACUCGGAUAUUCUCGGUUACCAAUGGGGGCCAGGAACGGAAGUUUGUAGGUGGCUCUGGUCAAGUAAGCGAACGCAUAAUGGAGCGCCUCGGGGGCAGAGUGAAGUUAAAUCAUCCUGUCACCUUUGUUGACCAGUCAGGUGACAACAUCAUCGUACAGACGUUGAAUAAUGAAAUUUAUCAGUGCAAAUAUGUUAUUAGUGCCAUCCCUCCGACUCUGACGAGCAAGAUUCACUUUAUUCCAGAGCUGCCAUGUGAGAGAAACCAGUUAGUGCAGCGUCUUCCAAUGGGAGCUAUUAUUAAGUGUAUGAUGUAUUACAAGGAAGCCUUUUGGAAGAAGAAGGACUACUGUGGUUGUAUGAUCAUCGAAGAUGAGGAGGCUCCAAUUUCAAUAACCCUGGAUGACACCAAGCCAGAUGGAUCACUGCCUUCUAUCAUGGGCUUCAUUCUUGCUCGAAAAGCUAUCCACCUCGCUAAACUCCAAAAAGACCAAAGAAAGAAAAUAAUCUGUGAGUUGUACUCCAAAGUGCUGGGAAGUGAGGAAGCUUUACACCCGGUCCAUUAUGAGGAAAAGAAUUGGUGCGAAGAACAAUACUCUGGAGGCUGCUACACCGCCUACUUUCCUCCUGGCAUUAUGACUCGAUAUGGAAGGAUAAUUCGAGAACCAGUAGACAGAAUUCAUUUUGCUGGAACGGAGACAGCCACACAUUGGAGCGGGUACAUGGAAGGAGCUGUUGAAGCUGGAGAGCGAGCAGCUAGAUCGAUCUUGAAUGCUCUGGGAAAAGAGACAAAUCAAGACAUCGAAGAGCCUGAGUCAGAGGAUGUCCCAGCUAUUGAAAUCACACACACCUUCUGGGAAAGAAACCUCCCCUCUGUGCCAGGCCUGCUCAAGCUCAUUGGGUUUUCCACAUCAGUGUCUGCCCUGUGUUUUGUGGUGUACAAGUGCAGGCUGCUACAACGGUCCUGAAGCACACUCUCUGCUUAUGCUUUUCCAGUACCAUCAGAAGGGAAAUGUUGACAGAUUAAUGGUUGUGUCUCAUUAGACUAUUGUUAAGUGCACUGGUUGUAACACCUUAGUUUAGUCUGUGUUAAAGUAAAAACAACUUAUAGAAUCCCACCUAAUAGCCAGUGGAGAGCAUGCUCCAUCUUAUUUGUGUAGAUUAAUUCAUGUUGAUUGGUGUAUUAGAUCUUGUAUCAGUUUCUUAGUUUCAAGUUAAAGUGCUCAUCAGAAACAACUUCUAUGACCUGUUUUUCUCCCCUUUAACAUAAAAUGCCUGGUAAUUGCAGAAAUGAAACAUUUCACUUUCCUGGGGUGAGCAGCUCCCACUUAGUAUGAAGGAAUAGGACAUGAACGCAGUGGAGGUAGACCAGUGGUUGCGGGGAUACAUUUUGUGGGUUGUUGCCUCAGGAAUCUUCUCACCACUUCUAUUUCCUGCAGAGUUUCUAGACAUCUAGCCUCAGUCUUAGCUUGCCUGUAUAUUUUCCCACUUUUCUUCUUAAAGAGGAGAGUGUUUACCAAGGCAUAAUGAUUAAAUUGACUUUCUGUGACUUUUGUGCAGCUCUCCAGGUGAGCAGAGCGAACUAGUGACAGGGUUGUCCCCUUGAGGCCUCCCUGAAUAGCUCUGCAUGAAGCAUCUUUUCUUCCUGGAAGAUGGCUAGACAUCACUUUACUCAUCCUUGAUGAUAACAUUCUCUACCAAUUUCAAGAAAGCAGUAUUUUUCUUUUUCUUUUUUUUUCUUUCAGGUAGACCCUGGCCCGUAGUGGCAUAUUUUUUUUCUUUUUUCCUAUGACCAUAAUAGAAUUAUAGAUCUGUUAAAUAUCUCUUUAACAUAGUUAGCUUAGAGUAAAUGUUAGCAUGAUAAUUUCUCUCAAAUAACUGAAAUAGACAUUAGAAUUUUUGUUGUUAUUAUUUGUUAGACUAUAAGAUACAGAAAGGAAAUCAGGGCUCUAUUAUAAAUUCACUUGCCUUAGGUAUUAAAUUUUAUAAAAGGCGUGAAAUGGAGUGAUUUCACAUAGGAAGACUUAGUUCUCUAAGGAGUAGUGUGGGCCCAGACUAGUGCCUACCUCUUGUCUUUCCCAUUUAAAAUCUGUCAGAAAUGUAAAGCUUCUUCCAAAGGUUUCAGCCACAAGACACUUCUUUUCUUAGUAUAAACAUCUGGGGAAAAUAUCAACACACAUGUGAUCAAAUAAAGCAGUUGAGAAGAUUCAGUGAACUCAGGUAUGCAAGUGAUGGAUAUACAGUAACACCCCAUCCUGCACAUCAGUGAAUGAUAGCUGACACGCUUUUAUGUGCCAAAAAUUUUAAAUAAAAAUAUUGAAGAACAUACUUCCACACAUUAAACAAGUUAGAUUCAAGAUAUUUUUUAUCAGGUCAGUUAUAUGCCUCAGUUAUUUUAUGCUUUUAUUAUAGUGUGAUACCAUUGUGUUUGCCCCUCCACAAAGUAUCACAUUUGUUUUAUAGCUGUUGAGUCGACUGUUUCUUCUCCCAUAUUCAGCAUUUUAUUCUAUAUUCUUGUUAUCUCCUAACACUCCUUAACCUAAUCUAGUUUUUAUUAAAUGGGAAUUAAAGACUGCCAAAGGAAACCAACCCAAAUUUAUUACAUAAUUAACCUUAUCAUAAAUCCAAAAUUAAGUAAUGGCCCUGGUGUGAGGACUUAAGGUAUUUGUUUUGCCUAUCCUAAGGGCAAAGAGCAGGGUUUUUAUGCUGCUCUUUGCCUUUCAUUUGAAAAGUGUUUUAGCUAAUUUAGGAGACUAGAGAAACUAGCCAGUUCAGGCAGCUGAUAGUGGUUGCCUGUUAAGGCGUCUGUUUCACAGUUCUGAAGACUUGAGUUGGCCUUUCUCCAUUGUAAGAUCAAUAAUUAGAUUUUAAAUGUUAUCCUUUUUGUCAUAACCAUUAAAUAAGUAUUUAUACUACACUGAAGAAAAGUAUUGCAAGAUCAUAAACUACAUUUUGUUUGGUUGUGAACUUGAUGUCUAAUGUUCUGUCUGAAAUGUGCCCCAUUGCUACCUGUGGGGCUAUGCAUAUGUGUGUGUGGGUUGUUGUUUUUUGCAAUUGAAAUAUGCUUUUUCCUGUAUGGUACUGUUUCAUUUCUUAAUAAAGUGCACUACCACCCUGA
This is a messenger RNA of Myotis daubentonii (Daubenton's bat), 4999 nucleotides long. Its product is annotated as amine oxidase [flavin-containing] A-like. Gene Ontology annotation, cellular component: mitochondrion. Gene Ontology annotation, molecular function: flavin adenine dinucleotide binding; primary methylamine oxidase activity. The record is from RefSeq and is a predicted model, not a curated record. Lineage: Eukaryota; Metazoa; Chordata; Mammalia; Chiroptera; Vespertilionidae.